This is a messenger RNA of Plodia interpunctella (Indianmeal moth), 2801 nucleotides long. RefSeq names its product Isoprenylcysteine carboxyl methyltransferase (gene ste14). Gene Ontology annotation, biological process: C-terminal protein methylation. The record is from RefSeq and is a predicted model, not a curated record. Gene Ontology annotation, molecular function: protein C-terminal S-isoprenylcysteine carboxyl O-methyltransferase activity. The transcript is spliced from 5 exons. Lineage: Eukaryota; Metazoa; Arthropoda; Insecta; Lepidoptera; Pyralidae. Gene Ontology annotation, cellular component: membrane; endoplasmic reticulum. The coding region runs from base 199 to 1110 and encodes 303 amino acids.
GACGUUUAUAAAGUAAAAUAUUUAUAUAAAUUUUCUCUAAUUUUCCACAUUCUGAAUGUUUGUGUUUUGAUUGCGAAGUCUGAUCAUUUUUUCUUAAAUCGUUUACCUAUACAAAAUUAAAAUCACAAUGUGUAUUGCUCUUGUAGAAUAACGAACGCAUCUUUCAAUAUAUUUAAUAUUUCAAAUUUAGUAAUUAAUAUGGAUACACCAUCGUUGAGAAAUGUGUGUUCUGCUGGAAAGCAAGCCUUGGUCUGUUUUCUUCUCUCGGUUUCGAUAUUUUCCGCAUCUUUCUUCUCAGGCAGCACCCUGGGCUUUUCUUCUGAGCUCUGGGCAUUAAAAUACUGGGGCCCAGCAUUAUAUUUUUGUUUAUUUAACUUCAUUUUGAGAUACAGUUUCAAAGGUUUUUUGUAUGAGGUGUCAGUUCGGUCAACGUUUCUGGGGACAAUUUUCGCGACCGGUCUGCACCUGGCUACAUUUGACAAUGGGUGGAGAGUCCUCGGGCGGUACCUGAUGGUCUUCUCCGGGUUCCACUUCUCGGAGUUCAUGACGGUUGCUCUGACCAACCCACGGACAUUAUCUGUGGACUCGUUCAUACUGAACCACAGUGUGCAGUACUGGGUAGCAGCUGUAGCCAGCUGGGUUGAGUUUGGACUUGAAUAUUACUUUUUCCCUAACAUGAAGAUGUACUUCUGGCUGUCGAACGUGGGCGUGUGCCUGUGCGUGGUCGGUGAGAUCCUGCGGAAACUCGCAAUGUUCACCGCCACCACAAACUUCAACCAUAUGGUGCAGUAUAAGAAGCAGCCGGACCACCAGCUGGUCACCCACGGCGUGUACUCCUUCUUCAGACACCCCAGUUAUGUCGGGUGGUUCUACUGGUCGGUUGGGACGCAGUUGGUAACCCUGAACCCAGUGUGUAUGGUGUUCUACGGUGUAGUCUCGUGGGUGUUCUUCCGCGAGCGAGUGUUCGCAGAGGAGACAACCCUACUGGCCUUCUUUGGGAACCAGUACAGGGACUACCAGCAGAAGGUCAGAACCGGCCUGCCCUUCAUUCAGGGCAACGUGGCCGAGAACACCACUCAAGGACUUAAGAGGGAACACUGGAGCUAUUAAGUUAAAAAAGAUUUAAUUUAAAAAAAAUGGCAAAAUAUGUAAUAUUAUCAAUUAUCUUUCUAUUUAGCGCGCUAACGCUCCAUGGCGAGGAAAGCAAAUUCGCUCAGAUGAGAGGGAGAUAUCUAAAGAGAUUUGAUAUUCGAUUUUUUCUAUAAGAAAUGUUUAACAAUUUUUUUCGAUGUUUACAAAAAUGAGAAUAAAAGAAUUUAUGCAUCUUGUUGCUACAUGAAAACAUGGAAAAUUGCAAUUAAAGUAUAUUUAGUUAAUUUUGUUUCUUGCCAAUGGUGCAUAUGGAAACAGUAAUGUAUAAAAUGUUUGUCUAUAGGCAUGUGUUAGCUAAUCUUUGAAACUCUUUGUAAAACUUUAUAAAUGUUGAUAAAAAAAAUUGUAUAUAUACACAACAAUAGAUUUUUAGAUUAUUUAGUUCACAAUAAAAAAUUUGUCUGAUGUAUAUGUAAAAUUUUGUAAAGACAAAUAUCAUUCAAUCAUAUUGUAAUAUGUUGUUUGUGUAUGAAAUUGUAUUUUCCAGUGUCAUUUAUGAAGCUUGUUUUAAAAGUUCAUCUAAAUUAAUAUAAAAUAAAUAAUAUACCUGAUCAAUAAUUGUCACAAAAUAUAAAGUUAUUAUUUUGUUAUUAAAAUAUGAAAAUAUAUGAUUGUGACAUUUUAAUGAACAAUAUAACUAGUAUAUGUAUGUACUGGUAAUCUGUUCAAUAUUUAUAUAAGUAUUUAAUUGUAGAUUUUGUAUAAAUUAUUGUAAUGGCACCAUUGUAAUUAUAUUUCAUGUCAUAAUGUAUUGUUUUUAUUGAGACGUACCUACCUCUAGAUGUAAUAUGUAUAUACAUACCGCUUUAUAAUGACCAGCUUGUUUAGCUUGAAUAAUAGUACACCCAUAGUACCAAGCCAUAUACCACUGAUAAAGUUAAUUAUAAAAACGUACAGACAGAUGACACUUUUUAUGUGUCGAUAGUCCUAUUACAAUGUUGUUUAGCAUAUGUUUAUAUUGUUUUUUUACUAGUUCUAAGAGGCCGGCCUCACUGCUCCGUUGCGCAAUAGUGUGUGGAACAACUGCAGUGGGACGAUGGACGUCUGUGGCAAACCUCUAUGCACAAUGACGAAGUGGCAAUGCUCAGCGUCGACGCAACGUAACGCAGCGGAGCAGUGAGCCGUGUUCUAAGUUGUAAAACUACGUAGCUUAUGUGAGCUUCGAAAGCUUUCAAACCUAACUACUAUCAAAUUUAAUAAUUCUAUUUCUAUGUAAGCAAUAAAUUGUAUUAAAUUGAGUUGAUGAUGUGUAUGUAUUACCUAAAAUAUUUUCUGAUAAUCUAGUCUAGGUUUUUGAAACUACGAAAUGAAGACACGCGGCAGCGUGUCCAGCCAAAAGUUCAAAUAAUAUAAUUUAACCAUAGAUUAAAUUUGACCACACCAAGUACGAUUUCGGGAAUUUUUUAUAUUUUUUAUCUGUAAAAUUAUAUUUAUGUAUCUGGCAAUAUGUGUUGUAGUAUCUACACGCACAUAAUUUUAAAGGUAAAUAUGUCGGCAACUUUUCACUUAUUUACUUUGAUCAAAUUUAUGUGCGGUGUAUUGUCUAACGAAAAAUGUAUAACAAAAUAUUUUGUACUUAUGUUGACUGCUUCUUUUAUAUCGUUUAAAUAAUUGAAUAAUUUUAUUAAAAUUAAAUGUUUAUUUUUCGA